This is a messenger RNA of Solanum pennellii, 1325 nucleotides long. RefSeq lists its product as uncharacterized. The transcript is spliced from 2 exons. Bases 194 to 1069 code for a protein of 291 amino acids. Lineage: Eukaryota; Viridiplantae; Streptophyta; Magnoliopsida; Solanales; Solanaceae. The record is from RefSeq and is a predicted model, not a curated record.
UACGUUAUUUGUAUGUUUGUGCUUUCAUAGUUUUUCUCUGCUUAUAAUUUAUAUAUGCUUUGUAAUAUCUAAACAAAUUAGCUAUCUGUUUCAUAGGUUUGAAACGUUGGGUCUAGGGUUUGUGAUUUGUGAAUUCUAAGAAUUGCACCAAUGCAUUAAAAUAGAAGCCAGUCCAACAGAGCAUCAUCUCAACAUGCCCAAAGGCACAAGUGUGAAUUCCUUUUCCGUUAACCAGUCAAGAGCAUCUCCUUAUUCUUGCAGCUCAGAUAAUUCUGACCUAGACUCCAAGAAAUCUCUACCAUCAGUUGUGAAUGAAAGAGAGUGGGAAGAAGCUAAGUGUCCAAUAUGUCUGGAGCAUCCACACAAUGCUGUCCUUUUACUUUGUUCUUCACGAGACAAGGGUUGUCAGCCUUAUAUGUGUGACACAAGUCAUCGACAUUCUAAUUGCCUUGAUCAAUUUCGUAAAUCAUCUGCCGUAGGAGCUCAACAAGGCGAAGGUAAUGUAUCAGGAGCUGUGUUCCGUAGACAAAGUCGGGGACAAGCAUUAUCAGGAGCUUCAAGGUCUCAUAUGCAGAAGCAACGUGAGCUUACCUGUCCUCUUUGCCGGGGACAUGUCGAAGGCUGGAUUGUUGUAAAAGCUGCCCGUAAUUUCAUGAACUCCAAGACAAGGAGUUGUGCCCUGGAGGCAUGCAAUUUCUCUGGUAACUAUGCUGAACUAAGAAAUCAUGCAAGGCAGGAACAUCCCUUGGAAAGGCCAUCUGAGGUUGACCCUAUGCGGCAAUCUAAUUGGACAAGAUUGGGGCUUCAAAGGGAGUUUGAAGAUGACUUCCUGGCUUACCUGCCUCUUGAACUGCCUCUUGACACUGGUCUAUUUGACGUUCUAGAUAGUCACUACUCAGAGGCUGACGCGGGAUUGGAAAUUCCAGUGGAUGUCGAACUUGAGUUCUGUCUCUCUUUCCUGAGUGAGUCUGCGCCUUCCCCAUGGGAUUGGUCUCCAAGCUAUGGUGGUAGGAGGACCAAUCGACCAGAGAGUGGUGCUAGACCACAAAACAGGAGAUCUAGAUUCUGAUAACAAUGAACUAAGGCCAACAAGUACAAGAAACACAAAUCUGUUGCCAGGGCACUCAAAUUGGUCAUGCUUUUAGUGUAUGGGUAGAGUUUAGGUCUUGACUUUAUGUUAUUCAUGUUAUCUCUUGCUCUUUUAUUACUGACCGUUAUAGUCUCGGUCCAUGUCUUCCAUUCUUUUCUUCUUAAAAUCUGAAUUCCAACUCUGUUACAAGUGCAAUCUUUCUUCUACAUGAUAAAAGGUUCUGUUUUAUCCGAAA